Messenger RNA from Camelus dromedarius (Arabian camel), 4968 nucleotides. RefSeq names its product usherin-like. Gene Ontology annotation, molecular function: protein binding. Lineage: Eukaryota; Metazoa; Chordata; Mammalia; Artiodactyla; Camelidae. Bases 328 to 4968 code for a protein of 1546 amino acids. The record is from RefSeq and is a predicted model, not a curated record. Gene Ontology annotation, biological process: tissue development; animal organ morphogenesis. The transcript is spliced from 21 exons.
GGUGUCCUGAGUGGCUGGGUGGGUCCGUGGAUGUCAGUCUUGGUGUAUUCGUGGGAGAGGGUGAGCUGCCAGCAUCCUUCUACUCCGCCAUCUUGGACGCAUCUCAGCUUGGAUAUUUUAAGUGUGACACACCAGCUGCUACACGUCUUCACCAUUGCUAAGAAGGCCUCUGCUGUUACCCUGGUGUGAAAACACAUCUGCAGUUUCCCGAAAAUGGAGCAUCUCAACGUUACUUAAUGCACCCUGCUCCGAAGCGUGGCUGGCGAGCGCCGUUGGCCUUGUUUAUUUAAGAAGACUGUAUCAGGAGGAGAAUGCUUUUUUGUAAACAUGCAUUGCCUGGCUCUUUCCCUGGGCUUCUUGUUGCCUGUCCCGGAAACACUGCUCUUGGCCUAUCUAGCGUUCCUGCCGUGGGCCGACUCGCGGGGCCUCUUCCCCAGGCUGGAGAAUGUAGGCGCUUUCAAGAAGGUUUCAGUUGUGCCAGCCCAGGCCACGUGUGGACUCCCGGCGCGGAGCAUGUUUUGUCAGAGCCCGGCGGCUGCGGAAAGCCUGCGGUUCUGCAGCCAGCGGGUCUGCGUGCAGGACUGCCCCUACCGGUCCGCGUCCCCGGACCCCACCGCCCUCUUUGCAGCCGGCCUCGGGAGCUGCAUCACGGUGGACCGGCGUGAUCUGCGGCCCAAUUCCCAGAGCAAUUCUUCGAGUUUCAUCUUCGGAAGUCACAAGAAGUGCUUUGCUUCUCCUCCUGCUCCGCUUCUGGUGGCAUCAUUUACUCUAGCUGUGUGGCUGAAACCCGAGCAAGAAGGUGUAAUGUGUAUUAUAGAAAAGACGGCGGAGGGGCAGAUUGUGUUCAAGCUUACAAUAUCUGAGAAAGAGACCGUGUUUUAUUAUCGCACAGUAAAUGGUUUGCAGCCUCCAAUAAAAAUAAUGACACUGGGGAGAAUUCUUGUGAAGAAAUGGAUUCAUCUUAGUGUGCAGGUACAUCAGACAAAAAUCAGUUUCUUCAUCAAUGGUUUGGAAGAGGAUUAUACAGCUUUUGAUACAAGAAUGCUAAGUGGUUCAGUUAUGGAUGUUGCCUCUGGUGCUAUGCAAAUAGGACAGAGUUUAAAUGGUUUAGAGCAGUUUGUUGGAAGAAUGCAAGAUUUUCGAUUAUACCAAGUGGCACUUACAAACAGAGAGAUUCUGGAAGUUUUCUCUGGACAGCUGCUCAGAUUGCACAUCCAGUCACAUUGCCGCUGCCCUGGGAGCCACCCUCGGCUCCAUCCUCUGGAACAGCGAUACUGCAUUCCUAACGACGCAGAAGACACAACCAGUGACAGGGUAUCCCGGCUGAAUCCUGAAGCCCAUCCUCUGUCUUUUGUCAAUGAUAACAAUAUUGCUACUUCGUGGGUUUCACACGUGUUUACCAACAUUACCCAGCUUAAUCAAGGAGUGACUAUUUCCAUAGAUUUGGAAAAUGGACAGUAUCAGGUGUUUUAUAUUAUCAUCCAGUUCUUUAGUCCACAACCAACAGCAAUAAGGAUUCAAAGGAAGAAAGAGGACAGCCUUGACUGGGAGGAUUGGCAGUAUUUUGCUAGAAAUUGCAGUGCUUUCGGAAUGAAGAACAAUGGAGAUUUGGAAAAUCCUGAUUCUGUCAACUGUCUUCAGCUUUCCAAUUUUACUCCGUAUUUCCGUGGUAAUGUCACCUUUAGCAUCCUGACACCUGGACCACAUCAUCGUCCUGGAUACAAUAAUUUCUAUAAUACCCCAUCUCUUCAAGAGUUUGUAAAAGCCACACAAGUACGACUUCAUUUCCAUGGACAGUACCACACAACUGAGACUUCUGUCAGCCCCAGACACAGAUACUAUGGGGUUAAUGAAAUCACCGUCACUGGAAGGUGCCAGUGCCAUGGUCAUGCUGAUAACUGUGACACGACAAGCCGACCCUACCGAUGCCUCUGCUCUCAGGAAAGCUUCACUGAAGGACUUCAGUGUGAUCGCUGCUUGCCUCUUUAUAAUGACAAGCCUUUCCGCCAAAGUGAUCAAGUUCACGCUUUCCAUUGUAAACCAUGUGAAUGCAACAGCCACUCUAGAAGCUGCCACUACAAUGUCUCUGUGGACCCAUUUCCACUUGAGCACCACAGAGGGGGUGGAGGAGUUUGUGAUGACUGCAAGCACAACACUGCAGGAAAGAACUGUGAGCUGUGUAAGGAUUACUUUUUCCGACAAGUUGGUGCAGAUCCUUCAGCCAUAGAUGUUUGCAAACCCUGUGACUGUGAUGAAGUUGGCACUAGAAACAGUAGCCUUCUUUGUGAUCAGAUCGGAGGCCAGUGUAAUUGUAAGAGACAUGUGUCUGGCAGACAGUGCAAUCAGUGCCAGGAUGGAUUCUACGGUCUCCAGGAGUGGGAUCCUGAUGGCUGCCGUCCGUGCGACUGCAGUACCUCUGGGACAGUGGAUGGAGAUAUUACCUGUCACCAAAAUUCAGGCCAGUGCAAGUGCAAAGCAAAUGUUAUUGGGCUUAGGUGUGAUCAUUGCAAUUUUGGAUAUAAAUUUCUCCAAAGUUUUAAUGAUGAUGGAUGUGAGCCCUGCCAGUGUAACCUCCACGGCUCAGUGAACAAACUCUGCAACCCACUUUCUGGGCAGUGUGAGUGCAAGAAAGAAGCCAAAGGACUUCAGUGUGACACCUGCAGAGAGCACUUUUAUGGACUGGACUCCGCCGGCUGUAAGGCCUGUGACUGCCACAUCGCUGGAUCCCUGCCCGGGACCGUCUGUGAUGCUCGGACAGGACAGUGCGUCUGUAAGCCCAGUGUUGGAGGGAGACGGUGCAAUGAAUGCGUGGAGGGGUACUUCUACCUACAGCAAAAUCAUUCUUUCCUCUGUCUGCCUUGUAACUGUGAUAAGACGGGGACAGUCAAUGGCUCUCUGCUAUGUGACAAAUCAACAGGACAAUGUCCUUGCAAAUUAGGAGUAACAGGUCUUCGCUGUAAUCAGUGUGAGCCUCACAGGUACAAUUUGACCAUUGGCAGAUUUCAAGACUGCCAGAUGUGUGAGUGUGAUGCCUCGGGGACGUUACCUGGGACCAUUUGUGACCCAGUCAGUGGCCAGUGCCUGUGUUUGCCUAAUCGUCAAGGAAGAAGGUGUAACGAGUGUCAAACAGGUUUUUAUAUUUCUCCGGGCAAUGCCACUGGCUGCCUGCCGUGUUCCUGCCACACAGCUGGUGCAGUUAAUCACAUCUGCGAUAGCUUGACUGGCCAGUGCGUUUGCCAAGAUGCCUCCAUUGCUGGGCAAGGUUGUGACCAUUGUAAGGACCUUUACUUUGGAUUUGAUCCUCAGACUGGAAGAUGUCAGCCUUGCAAUUGUCAUCUCUCAGGAGCCUUGAAUGAAACCUGUCACUUGGUCACAGGCCAGUGUUUCUGUAAACGAUUUGUCACUGGCUCAAAGUGUGAUACUUGUGUUCCCAGUGCAAGCCAUUUGGAUAUCAACAAUCCACUGGGCUGCAGCAAAACUCCAUCCCAGCAACCUCCACCCAGAGGACAAGUUCAAAGUUCUUCUGCCAUCAGUCUUUCCUGGAGUCCACCUGAUUCUCCAAAUGCCCACUGGCUUACUUACAGUUUAUUCAGGGAUGAUUUUGAAAUCUACACAACUGAGGAUCAGUACCCAUACAAUGUUCAGUACUUCUUAGACACAGCCCUGUUUCCGUACACCUCCUAUUCCUACUACCUGGAGACCAGCAGUAUGCACGGUUCCACAAGGAGUGCGGCUGUCACCUACAGGACGAGUCCCGGGGCCCCAGAAGGAAGCUUGAACUUAAGUUACAUCGUUCCUAUUAGCUCAGACACUGUGACUCUCACCUGGACUGUUCCGUCAAGUCGCUCUGGUCCUAUAGAGAAGUAUAUUUUGUCCUGUGCUCCUUUAGACGGCGGCCAGCCGUGUGUUUCCUAUGAAGGUCAUGAAACCACAGCUACCAUCUGGAAUCUGGUUCCCUUCACCAAAUACCAUUUUUCUAUACAGGCGUGUACCAGUGGAGGCUGUUUACACAGCUCGCCUCUUACGGUGACCACGGCCCAGGCACCCCCCAGAAGACUGGGUCCCCCAGAGGUGCAGACCAUCAGUUCCACUGAGCUCCAUGUAGCAUGGGCUCCACCAAUGGAACCAAAUGGCAUAGUUAUAAGAUAUGAACUAUACAUGAAAAGACUGGGAUCUAAUGGAGAAACCAGGUCAGAAGAAAGUCGAGUUUUUCAGAGCAGUGGCUGGCUCAGCCCUCACCCAGCUGCGGAAUCAACCAAUGAAAAUGCGUUAGAACCUCCCCAGACAACCACAGUCAUUGCUGGCUUGGAACCAUACACCAAGUAUGAGUUUAGAGUCUUAGCUGUAAAUAUGGCUGGGAGUGUGUCUUCUGCCUGGACCACGGGAAGAACGGGAGAAUCAGAGCCUGUGUUCAUGACUCCUCCUUCCGUCUCCCCGCUCUCACCGGACUCUCUCAACGUGUCCUGGGAGAUGCCAGCAGAUAACGUUACGAGAGGGAACGUCGUGGGGUAUAAUGUCAGUAUGGCUUCUGCGUCACCUCAACAGUCUAGUUCGCUGGUACGUUCAUGGGUGUUAUAUACCGCUCAAUCCCAAGAACUGUCUUACAUUGUAAAAGGACUGAAACCAUAUAGGAUAUACAACUUUACUGUUUCUCUCUGCAAUUCAGUGGGUUGUGUAACCAGUGCUCCAGGUACAGGACAGACUUUAGCAGCAGCGCCAGCCCAGCUGCAGCCGCCUCUGGUUGAAGGAAUCAACAGCACAGCCGUCCACCUUCGGUGGCUCCCACCUGAAGAACAGAAUGGACCCUCCCCUAUCUAUCAGCUGGAAAGGAGGGAGGCAUCUCUGCCAGCUUCGGGGGCCACGAUGAUGAAAGGAACUCGUUUCGUAGGAAAUGGAUAUUACAAAUUUCCUAGCUCCACUCACCCAGUCAAUACAGACUUCACUGGUAAGUGCUUGACAUUGUUUUAA